CUCUGCUACAUUUAGGUCACCAUGCCAGCGGGAAAACAUCAACGGAGCAGCUUCAUUCUGUUGAUAAUGGCUUUGUCAGUCAUGUAGGAGGACUGCAGGGUCCAUGGCUGUUGGACUGCCUCUGGGUCAGAGUGUGAAAACGUUCCUCCUGUCCCAGGCUACAACCUGGCAGGAGAGGGCUUCGAUGUGGUGAAGAUGAGUCGAACGGGCACGUAUGCCAUCAACGUCACAGCUUACCUGGAUGACAACAGCCCCUGCACACUGUGUCCCAACCGGUUAGAAAACGGACAGAUUCAGAAGCUUCCAGCGGCGGUGCUGGACUGGCGUCCCUUCAGCCGCUGCAGUAAGCAGCUUUCUAGUGCCCUGCACCACUCGGUGGAUUCCCUGCUGCGCAGCUCCAACUCCCUGGUUAGCAACAACUGGAACGUGGAUUUGGGCCUCGACAACUUUGGCACGGCAGUGCUGGGAGGAAGCAAAUCCGAACUGGCAAAGUUUGCUGUUCAACAGCACGGCGAGGGCAUGACCACUUUUGCCACCCAUGAACUCAGUUGCACCUUCUACAGCUACAGGCUGGCUAAUCAUCCCCAGCUGAGUACAGAAUUUACUAAGCAUCUGAACCGACUCCCACCGAGUUUAAUCACAAGCCAGGACAGAGCCGAGUACAGACGUCUGAUGGAAACCUAUGGAACACACUAUUUACACCAGGUCAAACUUGGCGGAAAGGUGAAGCGAAUCACUGCCUUCAGGACCACACUGAAUGGUUACUCGGAGUCCGAGAUCAAUGAAUGCCUGAAGUCCGAAUUCCAAAUGGCUCUAGGUCUCCUCCCUGCUACAGCAUCCUUGUCCAACACAUGUGACAACAUCUUGAAGGGCAAUAUGAGUAUCAGCAUGGGCUCCUACCAAGCCUUCAUAACCCACAAGACCGAGGUAAUCGGAGGGGGGGGGGGGGGGAUCCUCAACCAGCAAGACCCAUCUGAAGCAUACCGCAGCUGGAUGAACAGCCUCCACGACAAACCUGAUGUGGUUUCCUACGCCAUCCUCCCUCUGCACCGUUUGGUGGGGGACUCGCAGAUCAGUGCCAAUCUGAAAAGCAUUGUCACUCUCUACAUUAAAGAGAACCAGCUGCAUCCUGCUUCCAAGAGCCGCCCGACUCGUACUGGCAGAGGAACCCUCAGACUGUGGAAUCUUAGAGCUAGACGCUUGAAUUCGGACCCCUUCUCACGAACAGACGCCUACGUGAAAAUUUACUACCACAAGUAUUACCAGUAUUCUGAUACGAUAGAUGAAAACAAUUACCCACGGUGGUACCAAACCUUUGAUUUUGGUUAUGUUGAACUGUCUCACAAGCUGAGGUUGGAAGUCUGGGACGAGGAUGUGCACUAUGAUGACCACAUUGUGACAUGUUCGAAUUAUGUUGAGAGGGGAACUCACGAUAUGAUCUGUGAGUUCAGUCAAAUUCCCGGAUCUCUUGAAUUCACCUACUCCGUCACAUGAGAUGCUCACUUGAGAUCCAUUAGGUGUGGAAGCUACUCCCCCAAUUGCUUAAUAGGUUGUUGGUGACAAUGUUUCAACAUGGAUUUACAUAUAUAGAUGAUGUUUAAGUGUAAUAUAUUUGGCAUUUUAUAAUUACAUUUGAACUAUAAACAUAAAAAUGUAAUAUUAUAAUCUUGUAGUAAACAUUAAUUAAACCAGAAACCAGUUGUCUUCUAUGUAAACAAUGUCUUGUAAUGUUUCUGCAUUUAUUAACCAAAGUCAAUGUCCUUCUUCCAUCAUACAUAACCAAAUAAAGAAAUGUCGAUUCAAGACAUGGCUAAAUA
This is a messenger RNA of Platichthys flesus (European flounder), 1817 nucleotides long. RefSeq names its product perforin-1-like. Gene Ontology annotation, cellular component: membrane attack complex. The coding region runs from base 196 to 1494 and encodes 432 amino acids. NCBI's taxonomy places the organism in Eukaryota, Metazoa, Chordata, Actinopteri, Pleuronectiformes, Pleuronectidae. The record is from RefSeq and is a predicted model, not a curated record. The transcript is spliced from 4 exons. Gene Ontology annotation, biological process: immune response.